AUGCCUCAGAAUGCUCGUGCACUUAUUGUGAGAGAGCUGGGAGGACCGUUGACCUUCGAAGAUGUCAUCGUUGACGACAUACGGUCUAAUGAAGCUCUCGUCAAAAUCGAAGCCUCAGGUAUCUGUCGUACAGAUUUGAACGCUGCGGCUGGUCAUCAUCCGAUACAACCUCCAGCUGUCUUCGGACAUGAAGUAGGUGCGGGAACCGUGCUCAAAGUGGGCGAAAGUGUGACAGGGGUUCAGCCCGGCGACAAAGUCUUGCUCAGCUACUCUAUCUGUCGUAUCUGCAAACAGUGUUGCUCUGGAAAUCGGGCUUACUGCGAGAAAAUACUCGCGCUCAACUUUGGUGGUACACGAGCAGACGGCUCGAGUGCCUUGACCCUUCCAGAUGGACAAGCUCUGUUCAGCAGCUUCUUCGGCCAGAGUUCGUUUUCCAGUCUAGCCGUGGUCAACGAGACUAGUCUGGUCAAGGUCCCGUCAGACACUCCUCUGAAUCUCUUUGCGCCUCUUGGUUGCAGCAUGGAGACUGGAGUUGGCGCAAUAUUCAACACUCUGGACGUGCAACCAGGAUCCACAGUAGCUGUCUUUGGUGUAGGCUCUCUGGGGCUAUAUGCAAUUAUGGCAUGCAAGCUACGACAAGCGAAAGAGAUCAUUGCCAUCGAUAUCCAGCCAUCACGUCUUGAGCUUGCAAAAGAUCUUGGAGCAACCGCUACCAUCAACAGUUCUGAAGGUGAUGUUGCUGACCAGAUUCGAACCAUAUGCGGAACGAAUGGCCUCGAGCGAGCGCUUGAUUGUUCAGGGGUUGCAAAGAUUAUUGAAACAAUGAUCGAGUCUCUAGGAACCAGGGGAAAGGCUUGCUCUGUGGGCUCCAACAAGCCCGGGACACGCAUCAGCAUCGAUGUGCAUAAGCAUUUUGUCAAGGGCACGCAGUAUGUCGGCAGUCAUCAGGGUGAUUCGGAUCCUCAAAAGAUGGCUCCAAUGCUUAUCAAGGAGCAUUCGCUUGGCAACUUACCUUUGCACAAGGUCACAACCUUCUACAACGUGGAUGAUUUCCAGCGUGCACUCGACGACGUCCAAUCAGGCGAGACUGUGAAGGCUGUCUUGACCUGGCCAUGA
Molecule: messenger RNA, 1116 nt
Organism: Aureobasidium melanogenum CBS 110374
Lineage: Eukaryota; Fungi; Ascomycota; Dothideomycetes; Dothideales; Saccotheciaceae
Product: GroES-like protein
Exons: 3
Coding region: 1-1116 (371 amino acids)
Molecular function (GO): oxidoreductase activity
Source: RefSeq, a predicted model, not a curated record